UUGUGUACGCAAUUUCUGAUGACGAUCAGCACAUCUACACACUUUUAUCCCACCUGAUCAAUGUUUUGUAUACGAGUGUCUCACUGCGUUGAAUAGAUCAGAUCGCUCUCACUGAACCAGUAAAUAAUACACUUACAAGAGAUUAAGCCAAUGGGUAUGGACAACUCUAGACCAAUGCAGACCCCCCAGACCGUUCACCCGCCUCCACCCAACCAGCCGUACCCCCAGGCAGCGGGUCCUCCACCGAAUGCCCCGCCCCCAUACGGCAUGCAGCCACAGCCAUACAGCUCCAAUCCCUACGGACCCCCUCCUCCUCCAGCGUACGGAACCAAUCCUUACCCUCAGGCACCACCUGUCCAGCCGUACGGUCCAUACGGACCGCCACCGCCCGCACCCUCACAGCCGGUGGCACCCCUACCCCCAACAGUCGUUCUAGUAGAUGGACACCACGGUCACCACGGGUUUGGGCAUCAUAGCGGACAUUUGUUUGGCGGCCAUCAUGGAUUCGGUCACCACGAUUUUGGUCACCAUGGUUUCGGAGGUCACCAUGGUUUCGGUGGUCACCAUGGAUUUGGUGGCCACCAUGGGGGUCAUCAUGGCGGACACCACUAAAGUGCGCAUUUGUGCUGGUGAAAAUACUGAUUUUUGUACAGUGCAAUGCCAGCGAAAUAUAUGUACCGAUUUUAAGGUUUUAGUGCAACUAUAAGUUAUUGUUUUUUGUUCUGAUCAUUGUAAAGAGAUUCUUGAUUUUUAUUAUGUGUUAAACAUAAUUCGUUGUAUUGUUGCAUGUUAUUAUAUAUUUGGAAGCUUAACAAUAAAGUCAAAACGCCCAAACACAA
Molecule: messenger RNA, 839 nt
Organism: Magallana angulata
Lineage: Eukaryota; Metazoa; Mollusca; Bivalvia; Ostreida; Ostreidae
Product: protein kreg-1-like
Exons: 2
Coding region: 151-612 (153 amino acids)
Source: RefSeq, a predicted model, not a curated record